Molecule: messenger RNA, 3776 nt
Organism: Cygnus atratus (black swan)
Lineage: Eukaryota; Metazoa; Chordata; Aves; Anseriformes; Anatidae
Gene: TOR4A
Product: torsin family 4 member A
Exons: 2
Coding region: 662-2461 (599 amino acids)
Biological process (GO): negative regulation of apoptotic process
Cellular component (GO): nuclear envelope; endoplasmic reticulum lumen
Molecular function (GO): ATP binding; ATP hydrolysis activity
Source: RefSeq, a predicted model, not a curated record
GGCACGGCCAAAUCCUGCGCAGGGUCAGCAAUUAGUGCUCAGGGCUAAUUGUUGCACGGCAGCAGCUCGCACAGCCAUUAGCGCGCGGCAAGCCGCCUGCCCUGGCCCAGUUCCCACAAGGAGCCGAGUGCCGGGUUUGGGCACAGCUUCCCCGAAGUAAAACCCUUGCCCAAGCACGACGUUUUGCAGGUUGGCACCUUCCUGCUGCGCCGUGGCGAGAGAGCACCGAGCCCUACGGUGGCCACCUCCUCCCCGCAGGCGCGAGGCUUUUGCCAGGGGCUUUUUCCAGGUGGCCGAUGGAAGCGGCUCUGCUCGCCUUGCCCAUCCCCGCUUCCUGCUCACGGGCUUGGCCAUGUCACCGCAGCCAACUGUCCCCUUGCGUCAGCGCUGGCGCGGCCUGGAGGCGGUGGGGAAAUGCCCUCCCACCGUGACACAGCUCUGCCGGCAGCAUCUUCGUGCAGGGCAGGGACGGAGCCAGCACUGGUGCUGCCGCACGUGGAAGUGGCCGCAUCCAGACCUGAAGUCCUGCUUCCUCCUGGGGGUUUCCCCGGCAGGUCUGUGCUCCCAUCGUUGUGUCCCGCUGCCGGAGUGCAUCCUCUUCCUCCCUGCUCACCGACCGAGAAAAAAAGACGAUGUGAAUGUGCUGUAAGAACCAGGUGAGAUGGACGGAGAGCUGUCCUGUGAGAAGGUGGAUGGAGAAAUGCCGGCUGCCAUGGGGGAUGUGGGAGGAGAAAUGCCCAGUACUGAGGGUGAUGCAAGAGGAGAGAUGCCCAGUACUGAGGGUGAUGCAAGAGGAGAGAUGCCCAGUGCUGAGAGUGAUACAAAAGGAGAGAUGCCCAGUGCUGAGAGCAAUGUGAAAGAAGAGAUGUCCUGUGCUGAGAGUGAUGUGAAAGGAGAGAUGCCCGGUGCUGAGAGCAACGCAAAAGGAGAGAUGUCCAGUGCUGAGAGCAAUGCAAAAGUAGAGAUGCUGAGCGCCGAGAUCGAUGCGAAAGUAGAGAUGCUGAGUGCCGAGAGUGAUGCAAAAGGAGACGUGUCCAGUGCUGAGAGUGAUGCAGAAGAAGAGGCCCCUUGUGCUGAGGGCAGUGUGGAAGGAGAGAUGCCCUGCACGGACAGUGACGGGGAGGGAGAGAUGACCUGUGCUGAGACUGAUGCAAGAGGAGAGGCAUUGUACUAUGAGAGCGAUGGGGAAGAAGGGCCUGAUACUGAAAACCCUGCCUCUUCAAAGAAAAUCUCUUUUAUUUCUUCUCCCUUGAGGGCAAUUGUCCGCCUUCGACGGCGAUACCGGGUGCAAAAGAAAAGCCGUCUGCAUUUAGAGCUCCCUCGAGAAAAAUCAUCAGAGCAUGUCCAUACGCGGCUGCUCCAGAGGCAGUUUUCCCUGAACCGAUCCAGCCUGUACAGCUCUUCCAUGUCCUUCUUUAAUCAGAGUGGCUUUGAAACGUCACAGUACUUCACCUUUGACACAUCUGUGGAGCAGCGUGCAAUGAACAAAUCCAGGCGGAAAAAGAAACGAAGGAAAUCGCGGAUAGUCCUGUAUCCAGAUAAAACAAAAAGAUACCUUCCAACAGAGGAGAAGAGCAAUGCGAAACGCUGCCUCCUCUUGCUCAUUGUCAUCAUCUUUUUCCAGAUUCUCAAUGCUAUAGAGAACCUGGAUGACAACCUCCAAAAAUACGACCUCGAUGGUUUAGAGAAAACAAUGCACCGGGAAGUAUUUGGGCAGAAGGUUGCUGUGGAAAGUAUUAUGGAACUGCUGAAAGACUAUCUGGCUACCCACAUACACAACAAGCCUCUAGUAAUUUCUUUAAAUGGCCCAACAGGGGUUGGGAAGAGUCACGUUGGCUGGCUGCUGGCCAAACAUUUUCGUUCUGUCAUGGACAAUGACUUCGUGCUUCAGUACUUUGUUAUGCAUCACUGCCCAAACGGUGUGGCUCCUCUUACUUGCGAAAUAGAUUUGUCUAAGAAAAUUUCUGACAUGGUUACAAGAGCUGAAAUAGAAGAGAAGAUACCGUUGUUUAUUCUGGAUGAGGUUGAGCUCAUGUCUCCAGUCCUGCUGGAUACUCUCAGCCGAUUCUUUGAACCCAAUCAAACCAACGAGUUCCUGAAUGCCAUCUACAUCUUAAUAAGCAACAUAGGAGGUGGCGAAAUAACUCAGUUUGUUAUCCAGAAUGCAUCUGCUGAGCUUCUGCGUCAGCAGAGGGGAGCUGAAGAGCUGCUGAGCAUUGUCCAGCCUGUGCUGAUCCAUGCCCACCCUCUCUGGAAGUCUGCAGAUGUCAUCCCCUUCGUUCUCCUGGAGAAGAGUCACGUCAUCAACUGCUUCCUAGAGGAGAUGAGGAGGGAAGGGCUGUAUCCCGACCAGGACCACGUUGAGAAUUUAGCCAGCCAGCUCAGUUACUACACUACAGGCGACAAGCAGUACUCCAGGAUGGGCUGCAAGCAGGUCGUGGCCAAAGUCAACCUGCUGUAGUGACUUGCUGCAGAGACCAAAUCCUGUGCUCAGGAUUUACAAAAUUCUGGGCUUACAGAGGAGUGUUACGGCAGACUGUGGUCCAGGCGGCCUUCUGCCGCCUGCUCGGAGGCUGCCCUGGUCGAGGCAGUGGGACGGCAGCCCAGGCUCCUCUGCAGCAUGAUCGCUCUUCUCCAGAUGCCUCACUCGUUCCUGCUGUGCUGUGAACAAGGCACGGUCAACAAAGCCCAAGCAGCCUCCCAGUAAUUUGGAGACGCUUUGUUUGUUUCUCAUGUGCUCAUUCAGGAUACUGGUCAUUAAGGAGUUGUGAGAUGAGAACAGAUGUUGUGGGGAACAAACCAAAGGGAACGAACCAUGACCCAUUUGGGUUUGCUGUCUCGGCAGCAAAGGGAGCUGCAUCUUGCUCCUUCUCCAGGCUCAGUCUUCACCCCUUCGCUCUUCUUGAUCCUGGCUGGUGUUGUGCAAGGCGGGUGGCUCUGCAGAGCAGAGGCAAUGCUGCCAACAUUGGGGUUGCCUUGAGAAUGGAGAAUUUGUGGCUCCUCACCCCUAAAUGCCUGGGCAGUCAGAGCUCUGCCUUCUCCAUCUCCUACGUGACCGCACGCUCCUGAGGUUGCUUUGUGUUCUUGGACUGGUUCCUGAGCUGUUGCUCAGCUGAGCUCAUACCUGAGCUCACCUUUGGCACCUCCAGUGAGGUUUUUGCCCUGUGAGUCUGUCUGGGCUCGCCUCGAAGGCUGCUCAGCUGUGCCAGCCAGGGCAGAAAGCACUGCCGGAGUGGUUAGGGUCUGGUGCAGGCAACUUGUCCCGAGAGCUCUUCUGCUUUUUGCUCCUGGGUACACUUCACCGUGCUCAUUAUCUAGAAAGCCCAAAAUAGCAACUGACAGAUAUUAAGCAACACACACUGGAAAAGACAAUUUGGGCUGUCUGGGCCAAGGAUGGCGAGAUCUUGAGCCUGUUCCCAGUGCUGCAAGGCCAAAAAGAGGUUCUGUGCCACUGAGACCCCGUGGAGAGCAUGUGGCCUGAAAACACCUCAGGAAAAGCACAGGUCCUUGUUUUGAGCAGGCAAACGGAGCAGGUAUUUAUGGCAUUGCUUUUUCAGGUUUUGGUUUUGUGCCCAGAUCCCCUUCUACAGUUUGCUGUGAAUUAUCAUAUACAUAAUCCUGUGGAUGUUUGCACUGGUUGUUUGAUUUGCCUCUUUCUAACUGUUGACUCCAAAGACUUCUGUCACAAACUCCUGCUUCCAGAGCUAUUGUCAGGAAUAAAUCCAAACUAUCCUGAAUAAAAUCACUCAAAGUACUUUUCCUCUAUUUCACUGAAA